AUGAUUUGGACUUCUCUAUCAUUACUGGCUAUUGUAUUCCUCGCCUUCUCUCUGUGGUACAGAAAAACUUUCAGCUAUUGGGCGAAAUAUAAGAAGGUUGUGGCCAGUGUACCAGGCAAUGUGCUAAAUGGAGAACUUCUUGAUAUUGUAACGUUGAAAACCAGUUUCGUUCUACAAUUGAAGUCAAUCUACGAGAACCCAAAGUUUGCCAAUGAAGCCGUAGUAGGAAUCUAUGGCAUUAAUACACCCGCGCUGCUGAUUAAAGAUCCGGAGAUAAUAAGGAACAUAUUGAUAAGUGACUUUGAAUGGUUCUGUGAUCGAUUCUCCACACCCGAUCCACUUCAUGAUUUUUAUGGAGCCAACUGUAUGUUCUUUGCCCGCUACAAGCUGUGGAGAGAUGUUCGUACAAAACUCUCUCCCAUUUUCUCUAGCGGUAAAUUGAAACACAUGUAUCCGUUGGUGCGGAAUGUGGCUGAAAAUUUGGAAAAUUAUCUGAACAAGCAUGGAGAUGUGUUUGUUGCAGAGCUUAAGGAUCUGUGUGCCCGAUACACCACUGAUGUAACUGCCACCACCAUGUUUGGAAUUUGUUCCAACUCUCUGGAAUGUCCCAAGGAACCUAUGCAUAUUGAGACGCGUAAAUUCGGAUCAUACAAUUUGAGAAGAGCUUUCGAUGGUCUGAUUAUUUUUAUGGCGCCUCAGUUAGCCAAACUCUUUAGAAGCCGCUAUUGGAAUCAAGAAAGUGCACAAUUUCUUGGGCAUUCCCUGCGCCAUGUGAUGACUGAGAAGUCCAAGACAAAGGAGAGAGAUACUGAACAAUUCUUUGAAAUUAUACUUUCCCAAGCUAUUAUAUUUUUGGCAGGUGGCUACGAGACCUCAUCAAGUACCAUAGCUCAUGCUUUAUUUGAACUGGCCAAGAAUCAGGAAAUGCAGAACAAGUUAAGAGAAGAAAUUCAUUGCACAGUUCAGCAGGAAGGGGGAACAGUGACGUAUGAGGCCAUCAAAAAAAUGAAGUACCUGGAAAUGUUUAUAAAUGAGACACUUCGCGUGUAUCCUGUAAUACCUUUUCUGGAAAGAAUAUGUGGUAAAUCCGAAUCAUAUUCUCUGAGGCCAUAUUGCGAUUAUGACAUACCACAAGGAAUGGCUGUCUACAUAUCAGCAUAUGCCUUGCACUUCGAUCCACAGUAUUGGCAUGAUCCCACAAAAUUCGAUCCGGAACGGUUCUCUGAGGAAAACAAGGAAUCUAUAAAUCCAAUGGUCUAUCUGCCCUUCGGAAAUGGUCCCCAUAAUUGCAUUGGAAGUCGUUUGGGUAUGUUGGUGGUAAAGUGCGGUUUGUUGCAUAUCCUCAAAAAUCACUUCGUACGUGUGUGCAAUGCAACCAAUAUUCAACCAAAAAUGGAUAGAAAAUCUGUUGUUUUCCAACUGGAAGGUGGCAUACAUUUGGAGCUGGUUCGAGAUAACAAAUGCGAAAAAAUGGCAUUGCUCGACGAUUCCAAAAACCAUGGAAAACAACGAAACUAUAGAGGUAAUAAAACACGCAACGCUCUGCUACAGACAAUAUCAAGUGUAACUAAAAUCGCGUUCAGGCCUGAAUAUCGCGCCUCCUCCUUGCUGGUCAAGCGCCUAGUUUACAGAGAUAAACGAAUAUAUUUUAAUAUGCGGGCAGAGCAAGCCGAAAAUCCAACUAAAAUUGGAAACAUGCGUGGUGUAUACGUGUCAGUGAAACAAAUUAGUGGCAACAAUAUAAGGCCAACGGCAAUAAUAAAAGAUGAGGAAUUAACAACACCUGAACAGGGAUAUAUCUACCCACCCACCUGCGAAGAAAUUGAGGCCGUUCUGGUCUCACUCAAAAAUGGUUGCUUUAGAUUUGCGCAUUUAAAAAAGAUGUUUUUGUUUCUAUUUUCAAUAUUGCUGGUUGUACUAGUUCUUAAAGUCUUUCAAUGGUACAAACAAAACUUCAGCUAUUGGUUAAAAUUUAAAUCCGUAUUGCCCUCGGUUCCUGGAAGUGUUUUCAGUGGUAAUGUGCUCGAUUUUAUAACACUUAAAACUCACUUUGGGUUCCACCUGAGGACCAUUUACAAUGAUCCCAAGUAUAGCAAGGAAGCGGCGGUUGGUGUUUAUGGCCUUUACAAGCCAACUUUGCUGGUGCGAGAUCCAGAGUUGCUGAAAUCAAUCUUUAUUCGAGAUUUUGAUUGCUUUACGAAUCGCUUUGCAAGACCUGCUGUUAAAAGUGAUAGAGUAGCGAGUCUGAUGCUGUUCUUUUUGAAGCGCUCCGAUUGGAAAGAACUACGCACAAAGUUUUCUCCAUUUUUUUCCAGUGCAAAGCUGAAGCAUAUGUUUCCCCUAGUUCAGCAGGUGGGCGAUGAUUUGGAUGCACACUUGAAGAGCAGAGGCAAACGUUUCAUUGCCGAGAUAAAGGACAUUUCCUCGCUUUAUACCAUCGAUAUAACAGCCACCACCAUUUUUGGGCUUAAGACUCAUUGUCUGAAAAAUCCCAAAGAACAAAUGAAUGUUGAAGCCAGGCGCAUGGUGGACUUCAGUUGGCAAAGGGCUUUGAAUCACAUGUGUUUAUUUUUCAUUCCUGAUCUAUGUGAAACCUUGGGAGUUAGGUCAUUCCAUCGAACAUCGGAGCAUUUUGUAAAAUCCACCCUAGAUCAAGUCAUUGGGUAUCGGGAGAAGUCCGGGGAGCAACGUAAUGACCUGAUUGACAUUAUUCUUAAACUGAGGCAAGAGGCUAUCGAAAGUGGGAAAGAUAUCAACGAAUUCAUGGAUGUUAUGUAUGCCCAAGCAGCCAUAUUUUUGUUGGGCGGCUUUGAGACAUCUUCGUCCGCCAUUGCUCAUGGUCUCUUGGAAUUAGCUAAGCAACCAGAAAUCCAAGAAAAACUUAGAGCAGAAAUACUUCACGCCUUUGUUGAUGGCGACGGCGUUAUAACAUAUGAGGCAAUUGGAAAAAUGGAAUACCUUGAUAUGGUGGUGCAUGAAGUCAUGCGUUUGUAUCCCCUCUUCACUUUCUUGGAGAGAAAAUACGAAAGGCCGUUGAACAGGACAGAUCCUUACACUCUCAAACCGUUCUAUGAUAUGAUAUUACCCGAAGGAACUCCCAUUUACAUAUCUGUCUAUGGCUUGCAUUAUGACGAGAAGUAUUGGCCCAAUCCUGAAAAAUUCGAUCCGGAACGUUUCUCACCCACCAACAAAGGCAGCAUCCAUCCCAUGGUAUACAUUCCUUUCGGCGCUGGACCUCGCAACUGCAUUGGUGCUCGCCUUGGUAUGAUUCAGGUUAAAAUUGGUUUGUUACAAUUUUUGAAAAAUCACUACGUUCGAGUCUGCGAUCAAACGCAAAAGCAUCCAGUGUUUGAUCCUAAAGCAGCUAUCAUUCAAAUAAAGGGUGGCAUUCACUUAGAGGUUUGUGAAGAUCUCAUGUGUGAUGAAGCCGUGGGCCAACGUAAUUUAACUUAA
Messenger RNA from Stomoxys calcitrans (stable fly), 3453 nucleotides. RefSeq lists its product as uncharacterized. Bases 1 to 3453 code for a protein of 1150 amino acids. Gene Ontology annotation, molecular function: iron ion binding; oxidoreductase activity, acting on paired donors, with incorporation or reduction of molecular oxygen; monooxygenase activity. The record is from RefSeq and is a predicted model, not a curated record. Gene Ontology annotation, biological process: response to DDT; insecticide catabolic process. NCBI's taxonomy places the organism in Eukaryota, Metazoa, Arthropoda, Insecta, Diptera, Muscidae. The transcript is spliced from 6 exons.